Molecule: messenger RNA, 2592 nt
Organism: Lytechinus pictus (painted urchin)
Lineage: Eukaryota; Metazoa; Echinodermata; Echinoidea; Temnopleuroida; Toxopneustidae
Product: gastrin/cholecystokinin type B receptor-like
Exons: 1
Coding region: 100-1485 (461 amino acids)
Biological process (GO): G protein-coupled receptor signaling pathway
Cellular component (GO): membrane
Molecular function (GO): G protein-coupled receptor activity
Source: RefSeq, a predicted model, not a curated record
UUUGCUGCGAAUUGUGCUUUAUAGAGGAAAGUCGUCACUCACUGCAGAAAACGUCAACUUGACUGAAAAUUCAACGAUAAUUCAGAAAAGAUAGACAUCAUGAAGGAGUUUGGGAAACAAAAUACGGGACUUGUUGUUUGCCUGAUCUUGCUCUCUAUGGUUUUCGUGGUCAGUUCAUCCCACGAUAAAACAACUCGAGCCCCACGAAUCAAACCAUUCCAUUCUGAGGGUUAUGGUCCUCCUACAACAACGCUUCUUCCUACGUCACCGAAAGACAUAAUGGAGACAAAUGCAAAGGUUGCCUUUCUACCGUCACAACCGUCUUACGAUACCACAGCAUCUAAUGGUUUUAACCAACCAAUUCAAGAAUUCCUUACCGAUGAUACCACCGCAUCUAAUGGUGUCGACCAAACCAUUCAAGAAUUUCUAACUGAGAUCAUUGUCAUUGAUGUGACCAUGCUUGUCACGUCUUCCACUGAAUCAGUGACCGAACUGGAUAUGACUAUCUGGGUGUGGUCUUUUUCCUGGUCUUUGUUAACCAUCCUUCAGUUAACCAUUUCCUUGAUCGGUAUUCUAGGAAACCUUCUGGUUGUCGUUGUAAUGGCAGUACGACGGUCCACAUCAAACUCAACAGACAUUCUAAUUGCCGCUUUAGCCGUCUCGGACUUGUUGACUUCAAUCUCCAACAUCCCCGUUCCAAGAGCUCUGCAGGUACCUGACAACAUCUUUGGAGCGCUGUACUGCAGAAUCAUCUUCACUAGCAUCCUGUCCUGGGUAUGUAUCAUCUCCUCGAGCUACAUCCUGGUUGGUGCUUCUUUCGAGCGCCUAGCAGCCGUGGCGUACCCUCUGCGCUAUAAGAAUGUCUUCUCAAUCCGUCGGGCUUAUGUCAUUAUCACAGUAUCGUGGCUAUUCGCGUGUGUGUCGUGUUGCCCCUACCUACUAGCUCUCAUAUGGGAUUUCAAAGCUGUACAUCUGAUCUACUGUAUACCCACUGAUCCUGGUUAUUCUUUUCUUAAAAGAGUAAUAAUCCUGAUCAAUUUCACCAUACGGCUUGUGAUUCCGGUUGUUCUAAUGAUGGUUUCCCAGACAGCCAUGGCCAUAAUACUGCAUCAAAAGUCGCGUCGGGCAAUGACUCGUAACUCGAGGAAACCCUACCAUAUUGUUGCCAGGAAUCGUGUCAUUAAGAUGAUGUUGGUUGUGGUUAUCAUCUUUAUUCUAUGCUGGGCUCCCAACCAGAUAGCGCAUGUUGUCGUUCCCUUCAGAGGGACGUCUAAUGCUUUUUUUGCAACCAAUGGCCGUCAGAUUCUGACCGUGUUCACCUUUAUCAAUUCGUCCAUUAAUCCCUUCAUCUACGCAGCUCAUUAUCCGAAUUUUCGUGCUGCGAUUAGAGAUGUCUUCUCGGGUCGAAAUGAGCAGGACGGAACAUUGUUUGGCAGUAGAAACAGCCAAGCCUCUCACGCACAUACGCACACCACUCAUAUUUAGAUAGAUACAUGGACGUAGGCAGGGAAAAUUCUUAGGGGAGGGGCAAGACGAAUAAAACUUUUUGAGGAAACUCGAAGCGAAGCGACUAAGCCUGUCAUGGGAGCGCUUUUUGCAUUUUAUAAAGUGCAUAUGUGCACACUAAUUUUAUGCAAAAUUUUAGUUUAAAAAAUGUAGGCCAUCGAAAUAUCUUGGGUGGCAACUGCCCCUGCCCCCCCCCCUCCGCUGCGUACGCCCAUGGAAAGACUUUGGUCGUUAUUCAUUUGACUAUGAAAAGCUGCAAGGCAAAUAUGUCACUUGUGUCUGUGAUAAUUAUGUUGUAAAAAAUGAAGACCUGCAUAUUUUUGCAUUAGAGAGUCUUUAUUUAGUGCAUCAAAAAGUGAAAAGUAAAGCAACCAUGCAGAUACACCAUUCCAAUUCUAAUCAAUUUUAUUAAACUGUUUUUUUCUAUUCUCUAUUUCAUUUUCAUUCAAGCGUAAUGCAGAGUCAACGAAUGAACAUUAUUACAAUAAUAUUUUCCGUGGUUGCAAGAUGGAAUGAACACAUAUCACUAUGAAUGUCACUCCGAACUUUAUAGGGGUAUAAUACAUUAUACCCCCUCCCCAUCUCCCACUCGCUAGUUAUACUAUUUCACGCCGUUUUAGUUCCAUCGCUGACAGUUUUUACAAUAAGUUUGUUAAGGUCUGUGGAAUUUGCUACCAUUAUAAUUGCAAUCAUUAUGAUUACUGGCAUUAUAAUUCUUUCUCUUGCAGUACCUUUUUUUUUUUAAAUCAAGAAUGUAUAAUAGCUGUUUUCGUAUAAAUAAUUAAACCUUGGCUGUAUUUUCGUUAACACCCUGAUUAGUCUGCAUUUCGUUGCAUUCUAUUCAAUAAUAACAAGAAUAAAAAUGUAUGAAAUAAGGUGUCUCAUGAGACAUUAUAUGAAUAAUGGAGAGUAAAUCGCGAGCUGAAAAUGUUACCGCACUAAUUUGACAAACAGGAAAGAUUACCUUUAAAGGAUUAAACUGCAGAUUGUUCAAAACACCCGUGCAAGAUAUUUUGUGGAUGUACACAAUAUUACACGGAUCACACCCAUACUAAGGAAUCUACAUUUUCAAUUCAAUGUAUUUAA